AGAAGGCCUUCGCGUUCAGGCAGCUGAAAUGACGACGACGGCAGCAAUCUCUCGCCUUCCUUGCAUCGAGUACGAAGCCUCUACGCCUGAGUCUCCUCUGCGGCAGCUUCAGAAGUGAGUGUGUCUGUGGCUCCUGUAAGAGCGCCUGGAACGCGUGCUUCUAUUCUUGCCAGUAGGCGUUCAUCUCGACUCGCUAGUCUCAUGAGCGACUAGGAGGACUAGAGCCGCAUGACUUCGCCGGCGGGCUCGAGCAAGGGCGUCAAUGCAGGAGCUCUGGUUAGGCUCAACACAGGCGCAAGUGCGUCUGUUCCAACAGGCAAAUUGGGCCUGGACCAAGAAACCUUGACACUCGAGGAAGCGCUGAGCAGACUCGAAAUUGAGAAUCGCCUCAAGGAAGGGGCCGAGAACCUGUUGCAGGUGCUCGAUACACGCGUGAAGGAGCGGCCUAGGGAAGCGCGUGAUGCUCGACGCCUGCAGGUCAUGGAAGAGCUCGAUCAAACCAACAACGCCAUACAGGCGCUCAAGACGCGUAUACACGAGCUGAGUGCACUAAGUCCGUUGUCUGACAAGAUCUACAAGCGGCAGCGUAGCGAUGACGCGGUGUCCACGAGACCCAAGCUAGCUACGAUACGGUCUUACAGUGCAUCUGCCUUUCCUGGCCAAGAAAAAUCGAGUUCCCCUCUACAUUCAGUGAAUACAAUUGUGGAAGAAUUACUCGAUGCUACUUCUCCUUCUUCACACAUAAUCUCGCGCUGUAAUGCGCUCAUUUCACUGCUGAAACGCGACAAGGAGCUUGCCAAAGACAUUCCAGUCGUUGUUCCCAAAGUCUGUGUCCCUCGCUUUUGCUCAGUGGGCAACCCAUUCCUCGCUGCAGCAGGCUAUAGGCUGGCAAGGUACAUCCUUGCGUUGUCCAGUGCUCCUAAUCACACCUUCCUGAAUUCUGCGCUGGAACGCUGUCUGCUGACCUCGCUCGCCAAGGAAGAUCACCAUACUCUUGAACGUGAGCAGGCGUUGACGCUGGUUCGCACAUUGCUUUUGACCGGCGAGGCGCUACCGCUCAGAUUCUCAGGUCUCGUCCGAGCCGUCAUUUCCAUUUCGGAAGCUGAAGAUCGCUUAUCCUCACUGGCGACUGAGACAUUGACAGAAUUGCUCAUUUGGGCACCGGGGAUUAUGCAACAGACCGGAGGCAUCUCAUCACUGCUGCGAUCGCUUGUCGAUGGACCGCUGGCUCUGUGCGACGAAAUCAUCAUGGCAUUCAUGCUGCAUUUGGACCGGCCAGAUCAUCGGCGCUUUAUCAAAGAAAGUGAUUUGGAAGUUGUCUACAGCUGCUUCACCGAACACUGCAAAGAAGCUCUGUUCAGCGAAGACGCCCUUCUUUCCGCAACAGCCGUUUUGCUGCGGAUGUUCAACACAUGGCCCGGCCUAGUGGCCACAAGUGCACACAAUUUCCGUGGCUUAGCAAGUGUCUUGGAAGCAUUGCGUGUCCCGUCAAAUAGCAUUCGCGAUGUCAUCCUGGAAUUUCUCUUCAGUGUGCUCUCUAUUCCAGUCAAUAAUCUGACCACAACGUUCUUGGCAGGCAGGCGUCUGACAACAAUGGGCCGCAUCCCCAUCUCCGCCAAGGGCUCUUCGGGCGAUGCCUCGUCAACGACUGGCAAGGUUAAUCGGGGUGCAAAUCUGCUCAAUCAAUUUUCUGCCCUAAAGCUGCAUCUAUUCUUGCAAUUGGGAGUCCUCGAUUCUCUUAUGGUUGUGGUUGAAGAUCUGAAUGACGUGCAAUCGUCUCGCAAAGCUACGCUGCUUAUUGGUGAAAUAUUGCAACUGGCAAAUGUGCUAUUGCCCCUGUCUGUCAGCAGAGACCUUCAGUCUCUUAGCAGAUUAUUUUCAACUGCCACCAGCUUCAGCAAUGAUGGAAGGCUGCUGGCCACCUCUGCGUUGUACCAGAUUGAAUCCAUCAAUCGUACACGCAAUAAGACUUCUGUCGCAAAGAUUGUCAAUUCGGCAGAUGCGAGCAGCACGAAACGAGGUCAGCGACAGGUCGAACAGGUCAAGAUUAAAAUGGGUCUGCAAAUCGAUGACACCCACUUUCGCAAUUUGCUGCUCGACACGCAGGUGUUGAACACGAAGAACUACACCAAGUGGCAUUGGGAUACAUUGACGGAGCUCGUUCAAGGUCCCCUUCUCAAUCCCAAGAGGCUUGAAGAAAGUAUACGGGCAACCAAGUUUAUGAAACGCCUUCUAGCCUUUUACCGGCCAUUUACGCAUCGCUUUUCAGCGAUCAAGAACACAAAACCGAACCAAAAGUAUGUGAGGUUUGGCUGCUUGCUGCUUGCAACGCUGCUCGCCAAUCCUGAAGGCUUCAAGUAUCUGAUGGAAUCCAAGUUGCUUCGUCAGCUCUCAGAAUGCCUCGCACAGCUAGACCCUAUGAAUCAGGUGCCUGCGGCAGAGGCGCUUUUCUCCGAGGCCAGGUUGAAGGAGACGCUGUGUCAUGGCUACUUUGAGAUGAUUGGUACGCUUACUGCCCAUCCGCAGGGUAUUGCUAUGCUUGAACGUUGGCGCAUCUUCACCAGCCUAUAUCAUCUGACGGAGCUGAGAUCUCGGAGCGAUUUGCUUAUAAGCCUUUUGCCGCACAUGGACUAUUCGUACGAGGGACAUCCACGCAUCAUCCUGAGCAAAGCAUUGAUGUCUGGCGCCAAAGAGGUCCGUCUUGAGGCCAGUCUCUUGCUUGGGAAAUUGACGGAGGAGUUUGACGAUAAAACAAGCAAAGUGGCGGAUUGGGCGUUGCGGUUAUUGACCACGCAAUUGUACGAUCCAUCAACGCAGGUUUGUGAAGUCGCUGUGCGUGUUUUGGAGACAGCUUGCAAUUCCAAACACCAUCUGGAGCACGUCGUGCAACUGAGACCAGCUCUGGAACACCUGGGUCAGAUUGGAGCCCCUCUCUUAUUACGGUUUUUGGCUACCAGCGUUGGAUUUCAUUACCUUCAGGAACUGAGCUACGUGGGCCGAGAGAUGGACGACUGGCAUCACGGCGGGAAUGAUGAGUACGUCACCUUGAUCGAGUCAGUCUUACUCUUGACCGAAGCGCCUGACUUGGUCUCUGUCAAGCCCUCAUUCGAUGGCCGCAUACCGGCGCAUUUCUACGGCGAGUUGGCCAAGACAGCCGAGGGCUGCGACUUGCUCGUGACAAAAGGUCACUUUCACCACUACGUUGACAGACUCAGACGACAAGAUGCUGACUCAUCAGCCGAAGAGGUGCACCAUAUGAAGGCGGCGCUUUGGGCCAUCGGAAACAUUGGCGCGACCGAGCGUGGUGCUCCGUUUCUGGACAAUUCGCAAGUGGUACAUUUCAUCGUUCGGAUUGCCGAGCAGUCCCCAUUUCUUGGACUGCGCGGCACAGCUUACCUCGUCCUUGGGCUGAUUAGCAACACCACUGUCGGUGUUCGACUUUUGGAAAAGUCUGGGUGGCAAGGAACGGUAACGCGAAUGGGCAAUCCGACGGGUGUUUGUGUCCCUCAGACGGCGCGCAGUGUUCUCGAGUUAUCGAGCUGGUCCUCUGUGAACGUCAAAAGCGUAGAGAAUGAUGGCGGCGAUAUUGGUCUCGAUUCUUUGGAAGGCACGCAGCGAGAUAUUGCCAAUGCACUGUGCAAUUUGAGCAAUCACAUCUUGGCCAAUGACGCCGCUCGACAGCUUGUUCGAUUGAGACAGCGGCAUGCGGACGCCUUCUUCACGAAGAAAAUGCUCGACCUGACGUUUGAUUUGCUCUCUCGGUAUCAGCAUCGCCAAGGGGUGCGAAGAUUCAUGAUUCACUUAUUUCAACCUGAAAAUCUAGCAGACCUGGCGUCUGCCGAUGAGUCUUCCACAGAAAAGAGCGUGCAGCUUGGGCGGGCGAGUUCCACCGAGGCCUCUGGCAGCUUGCAUUCUCAAAGUCUGCGCACGCUUGAGCGCCGCCGAUCGGGCCUUCUUGAUGCGAGCAGCAAUGCGGGCGAUGUUCUUGCGCAGCGGAGGAAGCUCUUCAAUGCGCCCCUUGUGCGGAGUCGGCGUUCACAGACCAUAGAGUGAGUUAGUGAGUGGAUCCAUCUGACAUGUG
This is a messenger RNA of Protomyces lactucae-debilis, 4081 nucleotides long. Its product is annotated as Rapamycin-insensitive companion of mTOR, middle domain-containing protein. The coding region runs from base 229 to 4053 and encodes 1274 amino acids. Lineage: Eukaryota; Fungi; Ascomycota; Taphrinomycetes; Taphrinales; Protomycetaceae. The record is from RefSeq and is a predicted model, not a curated record. Gene Ontology annotation, biological process: TORC2 signaling. The transcript has 3 exons. Gene Ontology annotation, cellular component: TORC2 complex.